ACUCCUCAUUUAUCUAUCAUCUUAAAUUUUCUUACUCUACUUAAUCACCUUUUUUCAAUUUCAAUUUCUUUGAAUAUAUCCAUCAAUGUCAACAGGAAAAGAGAGAGAAACUCAAGUUUACCUUGCCAAGCUUGCCGAACAAGCUGAACGCUAUGAAGAAAUGGUUGAAUGCAUGAAGACAGUAGCAAAAUUAGAUGUUGAAUUGACUGUGGAGGAGAGGAACCUCCUUUCGGUGGGUUACAAGAACGUCAUUGGUGCUCGUAGAGCCUCUUGGCGUAUUAUGUCUUCUAUUGAGCAAAAGGAGGAAUCUAAAGGAAAUGAAAACAAUGUCAAGCUCAUCAAGGAUUACCGCCAGAAGGUUGAAGAUGAGCUAACCAAAAUAUGCGAGGACAUCUUAGCUAUUAUAGAUGCACAUCUAGUUCCUCAUUCUGGCAGUGGAGAAGCCACAGUUUUCUACUAUAAGAUGAAAGGUGACUACUUCCGUUAUCUUGCGGAGUUUAAGUCAGACCAAGAAAGGAUGGAAGCUGCUGAUCAGUCACUUAAGGGCUAUGAGGCGGCUUCUACCACAGCAAAUAUAGAUCUUCCUUCUACCCAUCCCAUCCGUCUUGGUCUUGCUUUGAACUUCUCUGUCUUCUACUACGAGAUUAUGAACUCUCCAGAAAGGGCAUGUCAUUUGGCCAAGCAAGCAUUUGAUGAAGCCAUUGCAGAAUUAGACACAUUGAGUGAGGAGUCAUAUAAAGAUAGCACCCUAAUUAUGCAGCUAUUGAGAGACAAUCUCACUUUAUGGACCUCUGAUUUGCCUGAAGAUGGAGGUGAGGAGAAUUUGAAGACGGAUGAACCGAAAGCUACAGAGGCGGAACAUUGAUAUCUUGAUCUUACCACAUCAUUUGGAAGCUAUCAUUAAAGAUUCUUCUUGGAUGCGUUAUUAUGUUCUCGACAAGAAAUUAUUGUACCAAGAAGCUUAAAAUUAUAGUUAUAGGUGGUGAAAUUUAAGUUAUCAUAAGCGAUAUGAGAGUCAAUCAACUACUCCCGCCUACUUUUUUCUAGAUUGUUGUUGUUUGAGCCUUUUUUAUUUAUAUUUUUUCAUAGAAUCUAAACAAAGAAUAAUGUUAUUUCAAUACUAGUUGUUACACCGGGGUUGCUACGUGUGAUGUCUUCCAAGGUAGCAAAAAUUUAUAGGGAAAAAUGUAUGAAUGUUGUAUUAUUAUAAUGUAAUCAUGAGGUUUAUGAUCGAAAUUGUAUUCAAUGAACAAUUUGUGGAUCGACAAUUGUUCUUUCAAGGCUAUUGUAAAUAAAUUACACUACAUAAUUUCAUA
This is a messenger RNA of Spinacia oleracea (spinach), 1316 nucleotides long. RefSeq names its product 14-3-3-like protein GF14 iota. The transcript has 7 exons. Bases 86 to 865 code for a protein of 259 amino acids. NCBI's taxonomy places the organism in Eukaryota, Viridiplantae, Streptophyta, Magnoliopsida, Caryophyllales, Amaranthaceae. The record is from RefSeq and is a predicted model, not a curated record.